Messenger RNA from Meleagris gallopavo (turkey), 8993 nucleotides. NCBI's taxonomy places the organism in Eukaryota, Metazoa, Chordata, Aves, Galliformes, Phasianidae. The record is from RefSeq and is a predicted model, not a curated record.
AGGUCCCCGCAGCCUCUCUGCGCUGCACGCAGCCCGCCGCCACCGCUGUACGGCAGCAGCUGCUCCGCGGCGGAGUUGCUGCCCUCCAGCAGUUCCGCUCCGGUUCUUAGCGAGGAGGGAGGUGUAGGGGAGAAGGGCUUUAUUUCGAGGGGAUGCUGAGAAAGCCAUUCCCUCCUGUAGCACGUUGCCUGGGCGUUCCUAUUAUGGAAGUUAAGUGAGAAACUCCGCAGCUUGAACUGAUUUGGGAGAGAGAGAGAGAGAGAGAGAGAGAAGGGGUAGGGCGAAGGGAGAGGAAAGCAAAAUAGCCAAACCAAGCCAAUGGUUUUCCUGCAAAGUGCCAGGAAGUUUGCGGAACACUUUCUAGGAAUCAGGUCCUUUUUCAGAGUCUCUCCUUGUCUUCCGAAGAAAGAGCUUGCUUUUGGAUUGCCAUGGAGCCUAAAGAGAGCCUUAGACACACUUGAAUAAUUCCUCAGCUUGGGCUGGAUUGGUGGGAAUUUAGGAAGGAGCGCGUGUGCGAAGCAGAAGCCUUCGGAGCUCGCUGCCUGCUCUAAUCUGUAUGGAUCUAAAAGUGUCACAUUCAAGACCUUUCCAUCUGCAGCUUUUGAUUGCAAGAUUUCCCUUUCCGCUUUAAGUAGCUGCUAGGAAACUGAAAACUUUUGGACCUACCUCUCGCUGUCUUUGGAUUACUUUUUUUUUCUUUCUUUUUUUUUUCUUUUGGAUCUCUGUGGAAUUGCUCUCGCAAACGAUCGGGAUUGCUUUUAAUAUGUCAAAAUGGGUCUGCUGACGCCACUCCUGCUCUUUGGAUUUGCAUUUUUUCAAGUCUACGGAUCCCGUCUCCGCCAAGAGGACUUUCCACCACGGAUUGUUGAGCAUCCUUCAGAUGUGAUAGUCUCUAAAGGAGAACCAACAACCCUGAACUGUAAAGCUGAAGGACGACCAACUCCUACUAUUGAAUGGUACAAAGAUGGAGAGCGAGUGGAAACUGACAAAGAUGAUCCUCGCUCCCACCGUAUGCUGCUGCCUAGCGGAUCUUUAUUUUUCUUACGUAUUGUGCAUGGACGCAGGAGUAAACCUGAUGAAGGAAGUUAUGUUUGUGUAGCAAGGAACUAUCUUGGAGAAGCUGUGAGUCGCAAUGCAUCUCUGGAAGUGGCAUUGCUACGAGAUGACUUCCGCCAAAACCCUACAGAUGUUGUGGUGGCAGCUGGAGAACCUGCAAUACUGGAGUGUCAGCCACCUCGUGGGCACCCUGAGCCUACCAUCUACUGGAAAAAAGAUAAAGUCCGUAUUGAUGACAGGGAAGAGCGGAUCAGUAUACGUGGUGGGAAACUAAUGAUCUCCAAUACACGAAAAAGUGAUGCUGGCAUGUACACUUGCGUUGGAACCAACAUGGUGGGGGAACGAGACAGUGAUCCAGCAGAGCUGACUGUCUUUGAGCGGCCCACGUUUCUCAGGCGACCAAUCAACCAGGUGGUGCUGGAGGAGGAGGCAGUGGAUUUCCGGUGCCAGGUGCAGGGGGACCCGCAGCCAACCGUCCGCUGGAAGAAGGAUGAUGCAGACCUGCCAAGAGGAAGGUAUGACAUUAAAGAUGACUACACUUUGCGCAUCAAGAAGGCUAUGAGCACAGAUGAAGGCACCUACACAUGCAUUGCUGAGAAUCGAGUUGGAAAAGUGGAAGCAUCUGCUACCCUUACUGUGCGAGCUCCCCCACAGUUUGUGGUGAGACCACGAGAUCAGAUUGUAGCCCAGGGUCGAACGGUGACUUUUCCUUGUGAAACUAAAGGAAAUCCCCAGCCAGCUGUUUUUUGGCAAAAAGAAGGAAGCCAGAAUCUGCUCUUCCCAAACCAGCCUCUCCAACCCAAUAGUAGAUACUCAGUAUCACCAACUGGAGACCUCACUAUUACCAACAUUCAACGCUCUGAUGCAGGCUACUACAUUUGUCAAGCACUUACGGUUGCUGGAAGCAUUUUAGCAAAGGCUCAGCUGGAGGUUACUGAUGUCUUGACAGAUAGACCUCCACCCAUCAUCCUCCAGGGGCCUGUCAAUCAGACACUGGCAGUGGAUGGGACAGCUCUGCUGAAGUGCAAGGCUACUGGUGACCCGCUUCCUGUUAUCAGCUGGUUAAAAGAAGGCUUCACUUUUCUGGGUAGAGACCCUCGAACUUCCAUACAGGAUCAGGGAACCCUUCAGAUUAAAACUCUGCGGCUGUCUGAUACUGGAACCUACACUUGCGUUGCAACAAGUUCAAGUGGGGAAACAUCAUGGAGUGCUGUUCUGGAUGUGACAGAGUUGGGUGGAGCAACAGUCAGUAAAAGUUAUGACAUAAAUGACCUCCCUGGGCCACCAUCCAAACCUCAGGUCACUGAUGUUACUAAGAACAGUGUCACCCUGUCCUGGCAGCCAGGGACCCCUGGAAGCCUACCAGCUAGUGCAUAUAUCAUUGAGGCUUUUAGUCAAUCUGUGAGCAAUAGUUGGCAAACAGUGGCUAACCAUGUGAAGACCACUCUCUACACUGUGAGAGGACUGCGACCCAAUACAAUCUACCUGUUUAUGGUGAGAGCUAUCAAUUCACAAGGUCUGAGUGAUCCCAGCCCUAUGUCAGAUCCCGUCCGAACACAAGAUAUCAGUCCACCAGCACAAGGCGUGGAUCACAGGCAAGUCCAGAAGGAACUGGGAGACGUCAUUGUACGACUGCAUAACCCUGUUGUGCUGACACCCACAACAGUUCAAGUUACCUGGACAGUUGACCGCCAAUCGCAGUUUAUUCAGGGCUACCGGGUAAUGUACCGCCAAACAUCUGGCCUACCGUCUCCAGCUGUAUGGCAGAAUUUGGAGGUCAAAGUCCCAACAGAGCGCAGUGCUGUUCUAGUCAACUUGAAAAAAGGAGUCACUUAUGAAAUUAAAGUUCGCCCGUACUUCAAUGAAUUUCAAGGAAUGGACAGUGAAUCAAAGUCUGCUCGUACCACAGAGGAAGCCCCAAGUGCCCCUCCUCAGUCUGUUACUGUCCUGACAGUUGGAAACCACAAUAGCACAAGCAUCAGCAUCUCCUGGGAUCCUCCCCCUCCAGAUCACCAAAAUGGAAUCAUCCAGGAAUACAAGAUCUGGUGUCUAGGUAAUGAGACUCGAUUUCAUAUCAACAAAACAGUAGAUGCAGCCAUUCGGUCUGUAGUAAUAGGUGGCCUGUAUCCAGGUAUUCAGUACCGUGUAGAAGUUGCUGCAAGCACCAGUGCAGGUGUGGGAGUGAAAAGUGAGCCACAACCGAUAAUAAUUGGAGGCCGUAACGAAGUUGUCAUCACUGAAAAUAACAACAGCAUAACUGAGCAAAUCACUGAUGUUGUCAAACAGCCUGCCUUUAUAGCUGGCAUCGGUGGUGCAUGUUGGGUAAUUCUGAUGGGUUUCAGCAUCUGGCUGUAUUGGCGCAGAAAGAAGAGGAAGGGGCUCAGUAAUUAUGCUGUCACGUUCCAAAGAGGAGAUGGAGGACUAAUGAGCAAUGGAAGUCGACCAGGUUUGUUGAAUGCAAGUGACCCCAGUUAUCCUUGGCUUGCAGACUCUUGGCCUGCCACAAGUCUGCCAGUUAACAACAGCUCUAGUGGACCCAAUGAUCUUGCCAAUUUCAGUCGUGGAGAUGUGUUGCCACCAGUGCCAGGGCAAGGAGAUAAAACUGCUACUAUGCUUUCUGAUGGAGCCAUUUACAGCAGCAUUGAUUUCACGACAAAAACUAGUUACAACAGUUCCAGCCAAAUAACGCAAGCUACACCAUAUGCCACCACCCAGAUACUGCAUUCCAACAGCAUCCAUGAGUUGGCAGUGGACUUACCUGAUCCUCAGUGGAAAAGCUCAAUUCAGCAAAAAAAUGACCUGAUGGGAUUUGGCUACUCUCUCCCAGAACAAGGCAAAGGCAACAAUGCCUUGCUUUACAUCCCUGACUACCGCGUGGCUGAGGGAUUGGCUAAUAGAUUGCCACACAACCAGUCACAGGAUUUCAGCACCACCAGCUCCCACAACAGCUCCGAAAGGAGUGGCAGCCUCUCAGGUGGCAAAGGAGGGAAAAAGAAGAAAAGCAAGAAUACUGCCAAGCCUCAGAAAAAUAAUGGUUCAAACUGGGCCAGUGUUCCCCUCCCACCCCCUCCUGUGCAACCGCUCCCAGGCACAGAGCUGGAACACUACGGGGUGGAUCAACAAGAAGCAGGAUAUGACAGUGAUGGUUGGUGUCCACCCUUGCCUGUUCAGACCUAUCUCCAUCAGGGCAUGGAGGAUGAGCUUGAAGAAGACGAUGAUCGUGUUCCCACACCUCCUGUGCGAGGAGUAGCUUCAUCGCCUGCGAUCUCCUUUGGGCAACAGUCAACUGCAACCCUCACGCCUUCUCCGCGAGAGGAGAUGCAGCCAAUGCUUCAAGCCCACCUUGAUGAAUUAACCAGGGCCUACCAGUUUGAUAUAGCAAAGCAGACAUGGCACAUCCAAAGCAAUACGCAACCUCCUCAGGCACCAGUUCCACCCCUUGGAUAUGUAUCUGGAAACCUUAUUUCAGACUUGGAAACAGAUGUUCCAGACGAUGAUGAGGAUGAUAUCGAAGAAGAAACUCUAGAAAUCAAUAGGCCACUGAGAGGUCUAGAGCAUACUCCAGGCUCCAGUAUGGACAAUUUAGACAGCUCUGUGACAGGUUCAAUGGUAAAUGGAUGGGGUUCUGCGUCUGAUGAGGACCGUAACUUUUCUAGUCAUAGAUCUAGUGUAGGUAGCUCCUCAGAUGACUCGAUCUUUACCAGCGGCAGUUUUGCACAAGCACUGGUUGCAGCAGCAGAUAAAGCUGGUUUUAGGCUGGAUGGAACCAGCCUGACAAGAACAGGCAAAGCAUAUCCUUCCUCUCAGAGACCUCGGCCAAGCAGUCCUUUUUCUACUGACAGCAACACCAGUGCAGCUGUCACUCAGAGUCAGAGGCCGAGGCCCACUAAAAAACACAAGGGAGGCCGGUUGGACCAACCCCCCUUGCCUCAUCGUAGGGAGGGAAUAACAGACGAUCUUCCACCACCACCUGACCCACCGCCUGGUCAGGGUUUAAGGCAGCAAAUAGGCCCGGGCCAGCGUGGAGGCUCGGCAGAGAGGAAAGGAAGCUCUCUUGAGAGGCAGCAUGCACCCAGCGUAGAUGACACAAAGAGCUCCUUGGACCGGCAAGCUAGGACAUCACUAGAGUGGCAGCGGCAAACCCAGGAGUGGAUAAGCUCUGCAGAACGCCAAGAGGAUUUCAGGAAAGCCCAACACAAGCAAGCAUUUGGAUCAGAAGAGGCGCUGGUACCAUAUAGUAAACCCAACUUCCCAUCCCCUGGCGGCCACAGCUCUUCAGGAACAGCUUCUUCUAAAGGAUCCACCGGACCUAGAAAAGGUGAAGUCUUGCGAGGAGGUCACCAACGCAAUGCCAGUGACCUUCUCGAUGUAGGCUAUGUGGGAUCAAACAGUCAAGGACAGUUUACUGGUGAAUUAUAGUAGUUGAGAAGACACAUUGCAAGCUGCUCUGAUGGGCCAUCAGGGCUGAACUCAUGGAAGUGAUGACACUAAACAGUGCAAUGAACAUUUUCUUUAUUUAUGUACUAUUAAAAGAACUGUAAAUGCAAUGUAAAGACACACAGCCACACAUAUCCCACAGAUACUUGUGUUCUUCUCUUUAUACACCAUCCACCUUAAAAUAUUCCUUGUCAGGAGUAUACAAAAAGAAAAAAAAAAUCACCCUCCAGGAUGGAAAGAAUUUCCUUCUGUAUAUAAUUUCUUUUGUUGCAUUGCUAUGCAAGUUCACCUUCUUUUUAGCUAUGUUCAUAUUCAUGUCUGUUUUUAUUGGUCUGUUGUACUAUAUGUGAAUUAAUAGGCUGUGGUGCCAUAUAUUAACUUUUAAUUGUGUAACUUUUAUGUUUAAAGUUUGCACUGCAAUUUUAUUUGGUGAUAAGCACAAAACUCUACUCCUCAUGACAUGAAGAAAAAAAGAGACUGAAUGUGUUUGAAGAAAGUUUACGUACUGUAAGCUACUUUGGAUAAUGCUGGAUGUAAAGGAGUAUGUUAGAUGGUUUUCCAUUGGGGUGUAGAAAUGAGAAAGUGACAGGCAAAAAUGAUGUCAGUAAAGACAUUAGAAACAGAUUUAAAUCUUAUAAAAGCAGACAACAUAGUUGCUCUUCCUAUUUAAGAAGGGGUCAGAAGUUGGAAGUUUGAGUUUAAAGAGUGAAUAUGAAAAUUAACAGUAGCAUGAGAUGGCCUAGACCCUUUCACUAGAAUGAUUCCCUUUAGUAUCUGUUUUUAGCCAUCCAAUGCCAUUAAGUAAAGGUAAAGAAAAACAAACCUUGCUACAAACAAAAGAAAUUAAGGUGUUUCACUAAAGCUGUUUUAUAUUGCAGUUUUGAAAGAAUUAUUAUCAUUAAUUUCUGCAACCCAAAAUGUAAGUCAGAAAUUUCCCAAAAGAAACAAACAGUAUAAACUCAAGGAAUACCUAUUGAGUAGUUAAGGAUGCAAUCUAUUAUUAAAACUUAUUCAGGCUGCUUCUGAAAAAAACUAAAUGUCAGAGUAUUUUAUUUCAUCUUUCCAAUACAUGUACAGUACAAUAGUAAAUAGAGCUGCACCACUGAAAUUCAUGACAUUAAUUGUUUUGAUGCAGUCUAGAGAAACCUUUGUGUUCUGUUACCUGAAGUCUGUGAGAGCUGAAGUUGAUUUCACUAAAUUUUUAGUGUUUGGAAGGACAGUAACAGUCAAAUUAUUGUUUUAGGAAUAUUUUCUGCGAUGCAAUACAUUCAAAAAGUUGGAUACAAGCAAAGAAAAUCCUUGAACUGUUUUUUUAGUGAGUGGCUUCACACCCUACUAUAAUGAGGAAAUAAUGCAUGUUUAUACACUUUUUGAAUAAACCAAAGUCUGUAAGUGGACAUUAAUGACAACAUCCUGUCUCUUCAUUAGUUUUCAUUACUUUGUCCAAAUCUUCUGUACCUCUCAAAUCUCAAUGAUUGAAUUGUCAAACUUUUCUUAGAAUGUUGUAUAUAGGUAUCGCCGUCAUUUGCUUAAUUUAAAUAUUGCAUCCUAUAGCUUAUUUCUGUUAGUCUAUUUCUGACCAUGAACAUUUUUCCAUUUGAAUACCUUUUUCAUAUAAUCAGUCUAUGUUGUUUUAUAUAUUGCCUUGGAGCUCACCAGUAUUAAGGACACUUUUAGUAAUGGCAGAAUUUUAGAAGAGUAAAUUUCAAUGCUAAAUAUGUGUUGCUUUUCAUGUCAUUAACUUAUUCCAUGAUAAGAUAAAACACGACAGCCAUCAGCUAUAACUCAGCACUAUCAAAUAUUAAAAAAAUCAUAGUUAACUUCCUUAAGGUCAAGACUGUUAUUUAGCAGGUUACAAAAAGAGUUGAGAGAAAUGAAUGUGUUUAUCUAUAUAAGUGACCAAUGAGUACAUGUAAUUUACCUGCUUGUUUAAUCACUAUAGUUAAAACCAUUAUUUAAAAAUGUGCAAAAUUGUUCAAGCAAGAUAAAGAAGGCAUCAUAUAUACAUAUGUAUGGUUUUUUACUUUGUUAUUACUAUAUGAAAAGAAGAUUAUUCAGGGUACAAUUCAAAUUGAAUUCUCUGAAAAAAAAGUUCAACUAGUCACCAGUGAAAUAGUUCUGUUAAUUUGAAAGCUUGUGCUGAGCUUUGGUGGAACACCUUACUCACUAUAUCCUACUUAAAAUUCAGUAUCAUUAAAAGUCGAUGAAGCCAUCCCAAUUACUUUCAAAUAUGUGUUUUAUCUCUUCUACUGGAAAGUAAAUGUGUGUCAGUAUUAAAGCUGUGCAGUACCAUGAUAUUCACUAACUUGUCCAUCUGCUUCUGUACAUUUUUGUUCAUUAAUAAUUUGCUUACAAUAUUACAUAAAGUGUGUUGUUGUGUAUCGCAAAGUGUCUCCAUAAUCUUACAGGUGAUGUCUCUUCUUUUUUUUCUCUCUUUUCUAUACAGUGUACUUCCAAUGAACCACAGUACAUAUUUUUUAAAAUGCCAUUUAAUUUACUAUUUUAAAAGAAGAAUUCUCCUUUUUUUUAAAAAAUGGAAAACAUUUAUUGUGAAUAAUGUGUUUAAAGAAAAGGGAUGUUGUGGCAGCACUUAGAAUUGUUUUUUAAUUUGUUUUUUAAAAAAAUAUUUAUUGGCUACAGUUUGUUCACGAAAAAGUAUGACCUCUUAAUGUGUUUCAUUGGUAUUGUUAGUGCAGCAAAGUUUAAUUGGCAUAAAAAGUUGGUUAAUAGUCCUGUUGAAGUGUGUAUUGUAUAUUUACUGGGGAAAAAAAAAAUAAAACAUACUCACAUUUCAAAUCUAUGUUAAAAUACCUUGAGUAAGGAGUCAAUAUGUGAAAAUCCAAACUGGUAACAAUCAGGCAAUAAUAACAUAGACUGAACUAUAAUCAUCACUGUCCACUUACAGGUAACAAGGAUCAUUUUAUACCCUGUUUUUGAACUGUGUUAAUAGCUAUCUUAUAAAUAGCUCAUGGGAAACAUCAUCUGCCAUAGGGAUUUCUCAUGAAGCUCUUCUCCACGUUGGGAAUAGUUGUACCAGUGUAAUUACACUGAUACAGCUAUUCCAGUGAUACAGCCUCCUUUUGCAUACAUACUCUGUCAGUAUACAAUAAGGGCUGCAAACAUAUGGCGUACCUUGCUUAAAGCCCAUAAUCUAGUAUACAUGUACAAACCUGUGUUCAGUAGUUGAGCACCCCCUGACCUGGGGGGUCUUGUACUGGUGGAGUGACUGCCAACCCAGAAUAGGGUAUCCCCAGGAUGUAUACAUAGAUGCUACAUCAAACUUUCUCAAUCUUUGCUUGAACAUAUGCUCAAUUUUAAAUAUGGGAGGGCUGAAGAAUUGAUUAAUAAAUUAUUCCAUGUACUUCAGUGGUGUAUUGCUGCCAUAUCAGUGAUGCAAACAGACAUUUAUUUUUUGUUAUUUCUCAAGUCCUUACCCAGGUCAGUUAACCUUUUGAUUAAAUUUCUGAAAUGCCACGGAAACAGUGUUCCCUAGGGAAAAA